AUAUAUCUUUAGAAGAAGGUGCUCUAUUAGAACCACUUUCUGUUGGAGUCCAUGCUUGCAAAAGGGGAGGUGUUAAAGUUGGUUCUACAGUAUUAAUUUUAGGAGCUGGACCAAUCGGUUUGGUUACAUUGGUUACCGCAAAAGCUAUGGGGGCUACUAAAAUUUAUAUAACAGAUCUAACAGAAUUCCGAUUAAAUGUAGCUAAAGAAAUGGGAGCUUACAAAGCAAUCAAAGUAAAUAGAGGAGAUUCAGACGAACAAGCAAUAGAAAAUGUAAGAAGUGAGAUGGACAACGAAUUUCCAGAUGUUACUAUUGACUGCAGUGGUUUUCAACAAACAAUUAAAAUGGGAAUGGAGCUGACAAAAUCUGGAGGAGUAUUAACAAUUGUUGGAAUGGGAGCAGCAGGCAAUGUUCAAUUGCCAUUAUUCAAUGCAUUAUCUCGAGAAGUAGACAUCAGAGGAGUUUUCCGCUAUGCCAAUGAUUACCAAGAUGCAUUGGCUUUACUGUCUACAGGACAAAUAAACAUGAAACCCCUAAUCACUCAUAAUUUUAAAAUUGAAGAAUCAUUGGAAGCUUUUAAAACUGCUGAGACUGGGAUUGGUAAUGCAAUUAAAGUUAUGAUACACUGUAACUAAGAAAAUUUACAAUAAACUAAUAAUUAUUCUGUAGUUAAAAAAAAAAUUAUAUUUUUAAAUGUUUAAUUUGAUGAUUGAGGUAAAGCGUACUUAUUCUGUAAUGCAAUUAUGUACUACUUUAUUAAUUCACAAUAUUUUUUUAAUAUUAAUGGAUUUGUUAAAAUGUAUUUAAUAAAAACUACAAAUUAACAUGAAAA
Molecule: messenger RNA, 832 nt
Organism: Acyrthosiphon pisum (pea aphid)
Lineage: Eukaryota; Metazoa; Arthropoda; Insecta; Hemiptera; Aphididae
Product: sorbitol dehydrogenase
Biological process (GO): D-sorbitol catabolic process
Molecular function (GO): zinc ion binding; L-iditol 2-dehydrogenase (NAD+) activity
Source: RefSeq, a predicted model, not a curated record